Messenger RNA from Tetrahymena thermophila SB210, 2814 nucleotides. Its product is annotated as NLI interacting factor-like phosphatase. Gene Ontology annotation, molecular function: phosphoprotein phosphatase activity. NCBI's taxonomy places the organism in Eukaryota, Ciliophora, Oligohymenophorea, Hymenostomatida, Tetrahymenidae. The record is from RefSeq and is a predicted model, not a curated record. The transcript is spliced from 5 exons.
AUGAAGAAUAAUCAGAAUAAUUCAGGCACAUUAAAGUUGCCUCAAGCUAUUGAUUUUUCAUUAAAUUAGCGCAUCUAAUUCAACUCACCUCGCUUCAAUGUGGAGGAAAACGCUAAACUUAGUACUCCUAAUCUGAAGGCUAAUGUGUUGAGUUCUAGCAAAAUCGGCUUUAAGUCUAAUUAGUCUAGUCUAUAAUUUAAUAACUAACAGCUUUAAUAAUCUUAGCAACCAUAAUUAUUGACCUCAUAGAGUCCUCUGCAAAAUUAAUUGUAGCCCAGCAGCAUAAGCUCAACACCAAAAAUAUUAUCAUUUAAUUAAGAGCAAAAGCGAGGAUUUUCAGCUAAGAAAAAAGAGUAGGAGUAGUCAACGAAUUCUAUUUCAGGUUAUGUUUAAAAGUUUUUUCAACAGCAAUAAUAGUAGCAUUAAUCCUCAUCGUUAUCAAAUCAAAAUGAAGCAAUAGAUAUUAAUAGUUUAUCGAAAUAAGCAAUAAGAAAAUAGCCAGUAUAAGCUCCUUACAUGAUAAAAAAACAAAGUAUUGGGAACUUUUAGACUGUAGAUAUAAAUUUAAACUCUCUUUCACCAUCUUCAAAUAGUAUAAAUAGCUAAAAUUUACCUCUAUCUCGUAAGGCUUCUCAUAGAAAGACCCAGAGUACACUUUUAAAUUAGUAGUAGCCAGUUUCAUACUCAUAAAGCUACUAACUCAAUAAUUUUUAAAAAUCUAAGGAUUUUUCAGCAGAAGAAGUAUUUUCUGAUGAAAAAAAUGCUUCCAAAAGCACUACAAGCUAAGAAAAAACAUUCAAUAAUAUUUCAAAGAACUAAAGUGUUUCAACUAAUAUCCCUUAACUUCCACUUAAUUUCAGUUCAACUCCUUCAUUAAGCAAUCCUCUUAGUCAGAAUAAAAACUAGAUAUUAUUAAGUAAUUAUAUCACAAAAGUUAACAAAGAUGACUCCAAUGUUAAGACAAAUUCAGUUUUUCAACCUUCUUCACCAUACUUCAAUCAAUAAAUUACCAAUAUAUAGUAGUCAAGUACUCAAAAUGAGAAACUAUAACAUGGCUAAAGCAAUCUUAAUGAAAAUUAAACAAAAUCUGCAAGAUCAACACCUAAGCAUAAUUUUGCUCUAGAGGCAAACUAAACACCAAAGCAGAAACCGGCUGAAUUAGGAUAUCAUCCUUUCUCAGCUAAGAAUUCUUCAUCUAAAAAAGUCUUUGGAUAAAACAUCUUAUCAAAUAAUUUGUAAACUAAUUAAAGAGGAAAUCGCAGUAGUUCUGGACAUAUAAGUUUAAAUAUAAAAAGUUAGAAUUAAAAAGGUGAGGUUAUGAUACAAAAGAAGCUUGAGCAAAUCAACACAGAAAGAGUUGGUGCAGGCAAAAGUUACAGUUUUACUUAAGGUCAACUUCAAUAGGUAUUAGCAAAUAGCAAUUCAAACAUGAUAGUUUAGAACUCUAAUACAAAUAGUUCAAGUCCCUAGUCUGAUCAGUAACAGUUCUUUGGAAAUAAGCUAAGUAGCCAACAAAGAAAAUAAAAUAUAGGAAUAACCACUCUUUAACAAAACAAUUCGUAGCCUAUCAUUCAAAAUGCUCACAUCAUUAAAAAAGCUAAAAUCGAGAUAAACAGAAAAAAGUAAGCUUCCCAUUCAGAUCUUGAAAAGGAUGAAUCAUCUAAUUAAUCUCAAGGAGUAAACUCCUAAACUGAGAGGUAACAAAGAAAAGAACCUUAAAGUAACUUUAACAUUUAAAUUUAGAGCAAUCAAAAUUAUAAAGAUAAGAUAGUAAAGCAAUAGUAAUAGCUAAGCCUUCUUGUUUCAUAGUAAAAACAAGAGUAAAUAAACGAUUUUGAAUUCGAUAUUAAAGACAAAAAUGAUGAGAAAGAAACUUAAUCUUGCGAGAGUGAAAACUCAAGCAUAAACAAUAAAAACAACUUAAAAAAUAUGAAUAUUAGCUCAGAAAAUGUAACUCCUGUGAACAACAAUACUACCAAUAGUAAUAAGAAAGCUCUUGUGAGUAAACUGCAUGACAAGUAACACCCAGAAGUAUAAUAUUAUCACUAUGGCUUAAUGAAAGCAUUUAAAACUCCUUAUCCUAUGGAUCAAAUGUCAAUAUUAUUUAGACAACAUUUCUUACAAACCUGCCAAGGAGUACUUUACUCCAACCUUGCAAGACCUGUAAAUCCGAAAGAUUUAGUUGCAAAAAGAGUUCAGCUUGGUCCUCGUAAUCCAAAAUAUAAAAAAACUUUGAUAUUUGAUAUGGAUGAAACCUUAAUUCAUUGUAAUGAAAGUGCUUCAACACCUUCUGAUGUGAUUGUUGAUGUUAGAUUCCCAACUGGAGAGUUUAUUUAAGCUGGCAUUAAUAUCAGACCCUACGCUAUUGAAAUUUUAUAAGAAUUGAGCGAAGAAUUUGAAAUUGUUAUAUUCACUGCUAGUCAUAGUUGUUAUGCAUAAGCUGUCAUAGAAUACUUAGAUCCUCACAGAAAAUAUGUGCACCAUAGAUUUUACAGGGAUUAAUGCAUUUAAACUCCUUAAGGAGUUUACAUAAAAGAUUUGAGAGUUUUUUAAGAUCGCCAAUUAAAUGAAAUAGUUCUUAUUGAUAACGCUGCUUAUUCAUUUAGCUUUUAAGUUGAUAAUGGUAUACCAAUCGUCCCAUUCUAUGAUAAUAAAUCUGACACUGAACUUUUACAUCUCUGUAGCUAUCUUCGAAACCUUCAUAAUGUUAAUGAUGUGAGAGCUUACAAUCGCCAAAAUUUGAAAAUGCAUCUUUUCAAUGAGCCUGAAGGUCCACAGAAGGUGUAUGAAAAUCUCUAUAAAAAAAGCUUAUGA